This is a messenger RNA of Cherax quadricarinatus, 3722 nucleotides long. The record is from RefSeq and is a predicted model, not a curated record. Lineage: Eukaryota; Metazoa; Arthropoda; Malacostraca; Decapoda; Parastacidae.
CAGAAGUGGCCCGGCAGACCUGGCCCGGUCGGUGUGUUGCCCUUGAUAUUAUUAUGUAAAGCUCUGAAUCCGUGUGGGCUCGAUCCUCCGUCCGAGAGGCGGGGCACUGCUGGCCCGACGUGAGUGGUCUAGGACGAGAGGGGGUGGCCUGGGAAGGGUCAGGGGCCACAGCCAUGUAGUGGACCCGUGGGGUCCAGUGGUCCACAGACCGGUUCCGGGCCACACCAUGGUGAGCUGGGUGGCCACACCUGCCUCACAGGGCCACACUUAGGGGCCACUGGUAGCUCCUUCUGCGCCGGUAUGGCCUUCACACCCCGCCAGGGCCAUAUGGCCCUCCCUUGGGGUAUGUCUCCUGGGUAUGCCCCAGUAGGCUGGGGUCAUCAGGGGGCUACGCUCCCCCUACAAUUGGCUAAGGACGUGGACCAACUUGGCCACAUCCAGACCUGGAGACCUCUCAUGGCCACCACUGAACCGGCUGCCGCCUGGAGUCUGAACCACGGUCCAUGUGGCCCAGGGGCCACCAGUGGGGUCCCCAGAGAGACCCCAGACACUGGAGAUACUACAGGUGGCUGGGGGAGCAGUACUAUUCCAGGACCCCUGGUAGAACCCCUGGUAGGACCCCUGGUAGGACCCCUGGGAGGGCUUUUGGGAGGGCCCCUGGGAGAGCAGGGGAAGGGCAGCCCAGGGUGUAGAGGAACAUCCCCUCACUCCAUCUGUCGUCGGAGCGCCUGUCUCUUGACGUACGUCUGUCGAAUGCUGCCCGUCGUAGCUGCCUGUCUGGCCUACCUCCUUCUAAAUGCAGGAGGCAGUAGCCUACUGAAGGCAGGAAGCAGCAGCCUACUGAAGGCAGGAAGCAGCAGCCUACUGAAGGCAGGAAGCAGCAGCCUACUGAAGGCAGGAAGCAGCAGCCUACUGAAGGCAGGACGCCGCGGCCUUCUGAAAACAGGAGGCAGUAGCUUACAGAAGGCAGGAAGCAGUAGCCUACUAAAGGCAGGAAGCAGUAGCCUACUGAAGGCAGGAAGUAGCGGCCUACUGCUGCUACUUCUGCAGGUAGCAUCCCUGACCCACCUGACGCAGGCAGGCAAGGCGGACAAAGUGAAGAUGGUGGACAUCCCGGGAGAUGUGAUCUUCGGCGGGAUGUUUCCCAUGCACGAGCGUGGUGUAGACGACCCGUGUGGCUCCAUCAAGGAGGAGAAGGGCAUCCAACGCAUGGAAGCCAUGCUCUAUGCUCUGGACAUGAUCAACCAGGACCCCGUCCUCCUGCCCAACAUCACCAUAGGGGCCCUCAUCCUCGACACCUGCUCCUCAGAUACCUACGCUUUAGAGCAGUCCAUGGAAUUCUUCAAGUCUUCCAUUAACCAGGACGCCUCGGACUUCAAGUGUAAAGGAGGUAAAAAGCCUAUCUACAUCCCGCCUAAGCCUGUUAUAGGUGUGAUAGGCGCAGCCUCCUCCUCUGUCUCCGUUAUGAUAGCUAACAUCCUGAGACUCUUCAAGAUACCACAGAUCAGCUACGCCUCCACCUCUACGGAACUCUCAGACAAGUCAAGAUUUGAGUAUUUUAGCAGAGUUGUACCUCCAGACAACUUUCAGGCCAUGGCCAUGGUGGAGGUGGUGAAGGCGUUCAACUGGCAGUAUGUCUCCACACUAGCUGACGAGGGAGACUACGGUGAGAAGGGCAUAGCAUCCUUCACCAAGCUGGCAGAGAAGUCCGGGAUCUGUAUAGCUGUGUCAGAGAGAAUACAAAGAAUCACCAAGCCAGAAGACUUUGAUCUUAUUAUUGAGAGGCUGUAUACUAAACCUCAAGCCAGAGUUAUCAUUAUGUUUGUGGACGAAGAUAACACCAGACGAGUGCUAGCCGCAGCAGUGAAGGCGGGUAAGGCGGGUCAGUUCCUAUGGGUGGGCAGUGACUCCUGGGGUGCCAAGAUCCACCCCGUGAGGGACCAGGAGGAGGCUGCCCUGGGGGCCAUAACCAUACUACCCCAGCGAUCAUCACUAGAAGGGUUCGACACUUAUCUACGUGGCCUGCGACCCCGUGUUAGGGGGAAACCAUGCGCCGUAACCGGACCAGGUGACGACCACGAGCGAAACUGCCGAAACGUCUGGUUUAAGGAGUUCUGGACACAACACUUCAACUGCACGUUCAGAAACCCGUUGCCGCCAGGACGCAGGGCGUGCACCGGCCAGGAGACCAUCACGCACGAGCAGGAGGGUCUCGUGCCCUUUGUAGUGGACGCCGUGUACGCUAUGGCCUGGGCCUUCCACAAUCUGCUGCAAGACAGGUGUGGAGAUCUUACGCUGUGUGAGGCUGCCUUGCCAUCUCCCUCGGGCCAAGAGAUGCUCCACUACAUCAGGAAUGUCUCUUUUAUUGGUCAACAAAUGCUUCACUAUAUCCGGCGCGUCAAGUUUGUUGGUACGUCUGGUUAUCUUGGUAUCCCUAUCUUUAUCCUGUAUCAUCCCUAUAGCUAUCAUACCUAUGGCUACCAUGCCUAUGGUAAUCUUGCCUAUAGACUUCAACCUUCAACUGAGAUUGUAUUUGCUGAAGAGGACCUCAGAGGCUUAAAUACACAGAAGAAUUAUAACCAAGACUCGUGUUGCUGGUCGUGUGUGCCGUGCCCUGAAGACUCCAUCAUCCACAACGACACCUGUCGUCCCUGUGCCCUGGGCUGGGCACCCACCACUGACAAGGUCACUUGUUACAAGCUGACACCAGAACACAUCACCUGGGACUCUGCCUGGGCUAUCGUGCCUCUUGUCUUCAGUUCCCUGGGUCUGCUGUGUACACUGCUGACUACACUGAUCUUCAUAAGGUUCAACACAACACCAGUCAUCAUGGCCAGUGGCCGGGAGCUGUGCUACGUCCUGCUAUCUGGCAUAGCACUGUGUUAUAUGAUGACGUUCGUUAUCCUGGCCACACCAUCUGUGCCCAGCUGUGCCCUGCUGAGACUGGGUCUGGGUCUCGGUCUGUGCAUCUGCUACUCUGCCAUCUUCACUAAGACCAACAGAAUAUCAAGAAUCUUCAACCGUGGCAUCAAGUCUAUCAAGAGACCGUCUUAUACCUCACCAAGGUCACAGAUUGUUAUCUGUCUGGGGUUGGUGGGGGUGCAGUUGGUGGGGGUGGUAACCUGGCUACUGGUAGAGUUCCCAAACACCACAGAAGUGUACCCGUACCGUCUAGUAGCGGUACUGACCUGUGGUAUCUCAAACAUCUCGUUGAUACUGUCCCUGGGCUACAACAUGGUACUUAUCCUACUGUGCACUGUGUACGCCUUCAAGACCAGGAAGAUACCUGAGAACUUCAACGAGGCCAAGUAUAUCGGCUUCACCAUGUACAGUACAUGUAUCGUCUGGCUGGCUUUUAUACCUAUCUAUUUCGGCACUAAUAAUGAUUAUAAGAUCCAGCUGGCAAGCAUGUGUAUGUGUGUCAACAUCAGUGCCUCUGUCUCCCUGGGCUGUCUCUUCACUCCUAAGGUCUAUAUUGUGAUAUUCCAACCAUACAAGAACGUCCGUCAAGGCUCCGGACCUGUCAAGGGGUCGCAGAACAAGAGCUACGGACAAAGCAUGCGCUUCACCUCACGGUCGCAGACAGCGCAGUCAGUGUUGUCCAUCAACCAUUCGAGUUUGCACGCGCCUGCGCCUUCCUCCAUCAGCCAGCACGUCAACGGCGACUCGCUGACGGUGACGACACCGAGUCUGGAGGACAGUUCAAUCACCUAGGGUCGGCG